This is a messenger RNA of Cuscuta epithymum, 1728 nucleotides long. The record is from the annotation of a GenBank genome assembly. Lineage: Eukaryota; Viridiplantae; Streptophyta; Magnoliopsida; Solanales; Convolvulaceae.
CACUCAUGUCACAUGUAUACCGUGAGAUUGGAGAAGGUCUGAGCCAUUCUCUAGACGAAGUUGGACUCAUUUAUUACUCCGUAUUAUGCACGAGAAAAGAGUGAGUAAUCGGGAGGAAUCAUGCAAGCUAGCAAGGAGCAAAAGAGGGCUCCGCUUUUUAAACCAAAUCGCAAUGAUGCUAGCUGUAAGCUACAGUGACCAGCUGUAACGCACCACGUGCUCAUCAACCAUUGGCUCCCACGUUGGCUGAGCCUUAUCCAGCACUGACUAAUUGCGCUACCCGGCCCACCACAUCGGGACCCGCUUUCAAUCCAGCGAAGCCAAACCUGUCAACGGCUAUAAUAUUCGAAAUCCGAGUUAUCCUCAGUCCUACGUGGCACUCGGCAGUCUGACAUGGCACUCAGGCUUCCUCACGAAGCCAGUCGCUCCCAGCUGGCCCAUAAAUACCCACUCCACACCGCAGAUCUUGGAACAGAAGAGAAGACUGUCGUAGAAAUUUCCGGCAAUACUAAAAUGGCUAUCCCGGUUUCAACGGCGGCGGGUCUCCGCCUUCUCUCGGUGCUCAGCUUUGGGUUUUUAGUGUUGGGUUUAGCGGCCAAAUCGCCGGCAAGGUUUGACGAGCUCUUUCAGCCUACCUCCCAGGCGGACCAUUUACUCAUUGACGGAGAUGUCCUCCACAUGAAGCUGGACAACCUUUCCGGUGCUGGGUUUCAAUCGAAGAGUAAAUAUAUGUUCGGGAAAGUCUCGGCGAAGAUCAAGCUGGUGGAGGGAGACUCCGCCGGAACAGUCACCGCCUUCUAUAUGUCAUCAGACGGGGCGAAGCACCAUGAAUUCGAUUUCGAGUUCCUGGGGAACACCUCCGGCGAGCCGUAUCUGGUUCAGACGAAUGUGUACGUCAACGGCGUCGGAAACAGGGAAGAAAGGGUGAACCUCUGGUUUGACCCCACGAAGGACUUCCAUUCCUAUUCACUGAUGUGGACUACCAGGAAAGUAAUGUUCUUAGUGGAUGGAACGCCAAUUCGAGUCCACUCAAACAUGGAGGACAAGGGAAUUCCAUUCCCAGGAGACCAAGCCAUGGGUGUGUAUAGCUCACUCUGGAACGCUGAUGAUUGGGCCACACAAGGCGGUAAGGUGAAGACCGACUGGACCCACGCCCCCUUUGUAGCCUCCUACACUGACUUCGAAAUCGAUGCGUGUGAAGUUCCGGCCGCCGUGGCCCCGGUGGAUCACGGCAAGGAGUGCAGCAGUAGCGCCGAGAAGCGGUUUUGGUGGGACGAGCCGACGAUGGCGGAGAUGAACGUUCACCAGAGCCACCAGCUCCUCUGGGUUAGGGCAAACCAUAUGGUUUAUAAUUAUUGUACCGACACGGCCAGGUUCCCGGUGGCUCCGGUGGAGUGUGAGCACCACCGCCACUUCUACCACCGCAACUAAUUUUACCAUGAUGGUAAAAUAAAAGGCACAAGGGUAUGGUCGGGUGGUUCUGUCGACAUGUUCUCCAUGUUACAUAUUUUUGCUUAUUAAUCUAGUAGGCUAAUUAAUGUCACACUUUGUAUGUAAACUACUACUCACUUUGUUCUCUUAUCAAUGCAGUUCAUUUCUCUUGGAUAAACUUUUUCAACUUAAUUACUUGAGUGUCCGAUUAGCUUUUUAAUAACAAUGCUUAGGUGACACACUAUUCAUACACUUCGAAAUUCUUGAGACAUGAUUUUCAUAUGACUUAAUUUGACA